Molecule: messenger RNA, 4460 nt
Organism: Anguilla anguilla (European eel)
Lineage: Eukaryota; Metazoa; Chordata; Actinopteri; Anguilliformes; Anguillidae
Product: coiled-coil domain-containing protein 6-like
Source: RefSeq, a predicted model, not a curated record
ACACGCACACGCGUGAUGUCUGAGCACUGCCAGCGUGUUCAUGAUAUCUUUCAUCUGCUCCGCUCUACGAGUCGCCCAAACCAUAGCUGGCCCUCCAAGUGUUCGACGAUGGCGGACAGCGCAAGCGAAAGUGAUACCGAUGGUGCAGGGAGCACCACAGCCGCCCCGCAGUCGACUACGGCUUCUUCAGCUUCCAGCAAGCCGGGCAUAGUAAUUUCCCCGUUCCGACUGGAGGAGUUAACGAACCGACUGGCCUCGCUGCAGCAAGAGAACAAAGUGCUAAAAAUCGAGCUAGAAACGUUCAAACUGAAGUGCAAAGCGCUGCAGGAGGAGAACCGGGAUCUGCGUAAAGCUAGCGUCACCAUUCAAGCCAGGGCAGAGCAAGAGGAGGAGUUCAUCAGCAACACGCUGUUCAAGAAGAUCCAGGCCCUGCAGAAGGAGAAGGAGACGCUCGCUGUCAACUACGAGAAAGAAGAGGAGUUCCUCACCAAUGAGCUCUCGCGCAAACUUAUGCAACUGCAGCAUGAAAAGGCGGAGCUGGAGCAGCACCUGGAGCAGGAGCAGGAGUUCCAGGUCAACAAGCUGAUGAAGAAGAUCAAGAAGCUGGAGAACGACACCAUCUCCAAGCAGCUGACCCUGGAGCAGCUGAGGCGUGAGAAAAUUGACCUUGAGAACACGCUGGAGCAGGAGCAGGAAGCCCUGGUCAAUCGGCUGUGGAAGAGGAUGGACAAGCUGGAGGCGGAGAAGAGAAUUCUGCAGGAGAAGCUGGACCAGCCCCUAUCCGCCCCUCCGUCUCCCAGGGAUAUCUCCAUGGAGAUCGAUUCCCCGGAGAACAUGAUGCGGCACAUCCGCUUCCUGAAGAACGAGGUGGAGCGCCUGAAGAAGAACCUGCGAAUCACCGAGCUGCAACACACGGAGAAGCGGGCGCAGUACAUCGAGGAGGAGCGGCACAUGCGGGAGGAGAACGUCCGGCUGCAGAGGAAGCUCCAGCGGGAGAUGGAGCGCAGGGAGGCGCUGUGCCGCCAGCUGUCCGAGAGCGAGUCCAGCCUGGAGAUGGACGACGAGAGGUAUUUUAAUGAGAUGUCUGCACAAGGUCUUCGCCCCCGCACUGUGUCCAGCCCCAUCCCGUAUACGCCCUCCCCCAGCUCCAGCAGGCCGAUCUCACCCGGCCUGUCGUACGGCAGUCACACGGUGGGCUUCACUCCCCCGGCCACCCUGACCAGAGCGGGCAUGUCGUACUACAACACGCCCGGGCUGCACGUGCACGUGGGCGGCUCCCACGGCGUGGCGAGGCCUUCUCCGAGAAGAAGCAACAGCCCCGACAAGUUCAAACGUCCCACGCCUCCGCCCUCCCCCAACACGCAGUCGAUGGCUCAGCCCCCGCCCCCGCCCCCCCCGCCCGCGCAGCCCAUGGUCCUGUCCUCUUCCGCCCAGAACACGCCCCCCCUGCAGUCCCAGUCCUCGCAGCCGUAGAGCAUGCGCGCGGCCUCGUCGCCAGCUAGCGGGUUCACCGGGGCGCGGCCCCCAAAGCCAAAGGCUUCCUCCUCCCUGUCUGGUGUUGACUUUACCAGCACUGAGCUUGUGUAGGCUUAGCUGUUAAGUGUGUUGUAGAUGUUUGUUUAGAAUGCAGCCAGUGUUGUGGCCCUACGACACUUUAAAAAAAAAAAAAAAGAAAAAACGAAAAAAAUGAAUAAUAAUAAUUAACGGCGUUUUCUCAUCAGCGCGUACUGGAACUGUGCUUGUUGAAUCUGUUUUUGUUUUUUUUGUGUUUUUUUUUUGUAUUUGUUUUUUUCUUUUAUUGGUUUGAAGCAUUUGCCACCAAAACAAAAAUGAUAUUACAGAGAUUUGUCUGUGAAGGAAACGAUAUUGUGUGAUGAUGUCACGCUCGGUUUUGGGACGACUGCGAGUUUUUGGUUUUUGAAAAAGGGAACCGGGCUCCUCCCUUCUCCAGCGCGGUGCGAGUCGCACCUGCACAGGUGAGCCCGGAGCUUUCCAGCGCUGCUCACCUGGCAUCACGUGAUUGGAUGAACGCUGGCACGCCACAGAACUACCAACGCCGGUUUGAACAAUUCAAGUGUACCAUUUCCUCCCACUACCUGCAGUGUCACUACAGCCUUUCUCCGGUCAGUAAAUGGGCUUCACUCGAAUGGUACCGGCGAACAAAAGGAAGCGUAUGCAGUUCCAUCUUGAUAAUCGGUUGGUGAACUUACUCCGACGCUUAGUUUCAGCUUCUGAGAGACCGCGUAAAUAUGGUCCGUCUUAAGUUUUCAGUUUUCCGAGCUUCGCGUUCGGCGCACGGUCCACGGCGUCGCGUCGCUGCGGUGUCGUCAUCGCUUUCGAAGAUCUGAAAGCGCAAGUGCUGUCGGUUCAGCCGCCGCUGGUCCACGCAUGGCUGUGCAGAAAUCACACGCGUGUAGCUGAAGGGGUGUUUCUUUAGGGAGUGCCCCGGGAGAGACCGCACUCUCCUGCGGGAGCAUCUCGCUAAACUGGCUCAGUGCCUGACCAAUCGGCUCUUUUGUAAAAAAAAAUAAAAAAAAAUAAAAAAACGUGAUGUUCCGCUUACCUGUUCUACGGAACCGUUAAGUGGCUGGGAGUGUAAAAGGACGGCGUCUCUUUUAACGGGAGGGUUCAAGUCAUUCGCUGGUGGCCUGGACCACCCUCGGGCACCCCCUGCGCGUAGGUACCCAAGAGCUUAACGUUGCUCCCGGCAUUUUGAUUCACUUUAAAAGGCUAACGGAGGUUCUGAUGGAGUGUUUCUGUCACGGCAUUAAGCAGCACUCCUCUUGAGGCUCUGGCAUUGACUUUCAAGGGAUUCCAAGCAUCUCUUUAUGGCUAUACCACUGUGACUUUAGUAUAAAUUAUAAUCCCCCCCCCUUUAAAUACUGCUAGGGAAUCGGCUUGCACCUUGCAAUAAUAGCACUAGAGAUCGUACCAGUAUGGCAUUAGAGCAAAUAUAUAUAUUUUAAGCUUUGUAAAAAAAUAAUUAAAAAAACCAAAGUCAUUUUAAAAUAGUCACAUUCUAAAAUGUUGAGUUAAUUCUGAGUUCUCAUCUCCCCCAUGUUAGUCCAAGCCAGCGUACUGAGUAUUUUGCACCAAUGGUGCUAUCAGCUGUCUCUGUAGCUGGGUAAAAAAAAAAAAAAUAAUAAUAAUAAUCAUCAUCAUCCAGAUGACCUUAAGCACUUGCAUUUUCUUCCAGCUGUACUUCACAGUAUUUCAGGUGGAAGGACAUCCCGCAAUAGAAAUGGAUAUGGCCCAGAUAUGUGCAGAUAUUUAACCUCGCUGUAUGCCCUCAGAAAAAAAAAACAAAACAAAAAAUAAAAAACUUUCCAUCAGUGGACAUAACACACAACUGCAUAAUAUUGAGGCUCAAAAACACACGAGUCUGUGAUUUUACUUUUUCCUUCCUGUGAUGGUUUUGUUUGUUUAGUGUGGCCGAGAAAAUAAAUGUGAGAGAAUGUCGCGAAAUUAUGAUUUCUGUGCGGAAUGUGUUUGAGUUGUAUUUCUGUUCCUAAGGCAACCUUUUCACUCCAGGUUUUUUUGUUUUCUUGUUGUUUUACUUUCCCUUGUACGUGUGAGUUGUAAGUAUGCACAAUUUCAGGAAAUAUUUUCUCGUUUAAAAAAAAAAAAAACACAGGGACAAUCUGUGGUGUUGACCUACAUUUCAACAUUUUACCAAGCCCAUUUGCGAGAGAUGUUUUUGGGUUUAGGAUUUUUUGGAGGUGUGUUUUUGCUUCUUUAUUUUAGACUGUUGACAAAUGAAUGUAAAGUGUGCUCAUGUUUUACUGCUACCAUUAACGGAACUAUCACCUUCAAGCCUUAACGCCCUGUGGUGUGGCUAAAUGUAAACAUUAUCUACCCCCCUCCCCCCCCAUCAAAUGAUGAAAGCCUUAAUCUGUGUUCCUAGAAGACUUUGGUUGCGAAGGCUGUUAAUUAUUGACCUUCCUCAAAUUGGAAUUGAAUUGAGUUUAGGGGUUAAACUGUCACUCGAAACACUUUUUGCGAAGACGGCGGUCGACUGGAUUCCCGCUCGUGUUCUCCUGUUGAAAGCCUCUCAUAGCGCCGUCGCGCCGUUCUCAUGGCAACGGCUCUGUUUUGGUACUACGAAAGUUACAGCUUCGUUUCCAUCUCGACAAAAAAGUUAAGACUGGGGAUGAAAUGUGGCUCGCUAAGGAUUGUAUUGUUUGUUUUAGCAAUAUAAUGGGUUAGACAAAGUCCUUGAAAUAUUGUGCCAACACCCACCUUUCAUGCAUGGAUAUUACACCAGCACUAAAUAUGGCAUUCUGCUAGCACUUUUCUUUGAAGGUAUGAGAGGUUUUUUUUAUUUUAUUUUUUUUAUUAUUUUCUUUUCUUUUAACUGACCUCUGUAUUACCCUGGGACAGACUAAAGUAACAGUAUGUAAGGUUAAUUUAAAUCAUAUUCCAAGUACACAAAGGAGAUCUAUUAAAAUAUUUGAUGGGAA